Messenger RNA from Dictyostelium discoideum AX4, 210 nucleotides. RefSeq lists its product as hypothetical. The transcript is spliced from 2 exons. NCBI's taxonomy places the organism in Eukaryota, Evosea, Eumycetozoa, Dictyosteliales, Dictyosteliaceae. The coding region runs from base 1 to 210 and encodes 69 amino acids. Gene Ontology annotation, cellular component: membrane. The record is from RefSeq and is a predicted model, not a curated record.
AUGGAUGAAUACACAAACGAUUUUCCAUGGAUAUAUAGAAAUAGAAAGAAUGAAGAAUUGGGCCAUGCAUUAAUAACCAAAAUAGUUUAUACUCCUCAUUAUAAUUCUCAACCUAUAAUAAAUGGUAGUGGCCAUUAUUCAAUUAUAAAUCAACCAAUCCAACCUCAACAACAACAACCUCAAAAUUACUAUAGCAGUAUGAUUGUAUAA